This is a messenger RNA of Staurois parvus, 410 nucleotides long. NCBI's taxonomy places the organism in Eukaryota, Metazoa, Chordata, Amphibia, Anura, Ranidae. The record is from the annotation of a GenBank genome assembly.
CAGUAUGACAUGCAGAUGACUGCCGUCGAUCUUAGAAUCACCGCACACUUCACUCAUUUGGGCAGUCACGGGGCCAAAACCAGAGUGUGGAGCCACAGUGUUGGGCGGUGGAGGCAGCAGCAAUGGGAGGCCAUACAGCACCCUAUGACAAAAUGGAACCCACCAGCAGUGUGAGGAGACCUGAAAGUGGCACAUGGCAGAGUGUGGCGAUGGAGACAGCAGCAAUGGGAGGCCGUACAGGGACCCAUGACACACUCUGGACCUGGCAGCAGCAUGAGGAGGCGGUACAGGGGCCCAUGACAGAUUACGGGCCUGGCAGCAGCAUGAGGAGUCGCAGUAUUCGGAAGCCAUACACAGGCCUAGGUUUAAAACUGGAACCCAGCAGCGUGAGCAGACGACAAAGACGCACA